Messenger RNA from Echinostoma caproni, 1074 nucleotides. The record is from the annotation of a GenBank genome assembly. NCBI's taxonomy places the organism in Eukaryota, Metazoa, Platyhelminthes, Trematoda, Plagiorchiida, Echinostomatidae.
GCUGAUGAUGAAUUUCGUGUUGUCAAUACCACUCGGUUGAAACUAACUGCCAGGUUCGAGCAAUGGGCGACGUAUGAGUUAAUUAUCCAAGUGAAACACAUCAAAGAAAUGCGUGAAGUGAUGAAUACUUUUGUACCUCUGAUAACCUCUCCGUCUGAACAAAGACAGGAGCAACAACAACAAAAACAGCAGCAGCAGCUUGAAAAACAGCAGACAGAAACGCAACAACAACCCAAGACCCAAGUCAAAAUGAGUAACGAAAGUGAAUCAGUCCCUCAAUCUUGCAUGCUGCUUGAACAUACGUUUUCCAAUCCCACAAACGGUGGCACUGUGGCUUGUUUUCUUGAGUUGAUGAUGUUUGAGCAGGUUGUCGAUCUGAAAAUGUGCAUAAAUUUGUCGGAUAUCACAUUCUUGGGUGACAGGUGGUUCGACUCCGCUGUGGACUCGUACUACGAGAAGCACUCCAAAUCACGGUCCGGGGAGAUCGAUCAGUCCGGUACAACUGGCCGCGAUUUGAUUGCCCCACGAAACGAGCUUGGGACGCGACUUGUCAACCGGUCGUUCCUGUCACAAUUACAUAAGUCUCCCGCAUGUAUUGCCGAUACAGAUUUUUGGAUUGAAUCCGGUUUCAACAGGCGUGCGCGCUGGUUCGAUCAUCGAAUGUCGUUUGCUGGUGGCCAGAUGAUCGCCAUCCAAUGGACUCAGUCAGAGAAAGUGAUCCAACCAGAGUUUUCACUGAAAGCCUGGUACGAGCAGAUGUUGACUGAAGUCGACAGUGUGAUCAACCGGGUAGCAAAAAUUGCCCCUCGACCGAUUGGAGAUUUUUACACAGACGAACAACCUAGGGCCGAGCGUGAUCGCAUAUCCGCACCGAUUGUUGCCAAACCAACAGUUGUUGUCGAUGACAUCAAAUCAGCACUUGAACGAUACAUUACUCACGGUCGAGUCGUAGGUCGUACGUCUAAAGAGAUAAAAAUUCCACAAAACAUGAAUGCCAUCGCAUUGAUUUACCGGUUAUAUAAUCAAAAUACCUAUAGCACAUUCUUCAUUUUGUCAGCUAUAUCGGAACAAUGA